Messenger RNA from Diaporthe batatas, 738 nucleotides. RefSeq lists its product as uncharacterized. The transcript has a single exon. Bases 1 to 738 code for a protein of 245 amino acids. NCBI's taxonomy places the organism in Eukaryota, Fungi, Ascomycota, Sordariomycetes, Diaporthales, Diaporthaceae. The record is from RefSeq and is a predicted model, not a curated record.
AUGGACACGACACGCUCCAAGUCUUUCCGCCUAUUGGCACAACAGAUCUACGGCCCUGCCUCGGGAAAAUCUACUAACGCACGCGACCUUAUCGAGGAACUGCUGUAUGCCAAACGCCACAGGCCCCGGGGUUGUUCAACAUCCGGUGUCAUCUCCCCGUCCAAGCAGCCUCUCCCUCAAGACGAGGCGAGCUCCGAUGGCGCUCCAACCUCGCGGGACGAUGAGACCUCGGUUGACGACAACUUUCAUGAAGCGAUGAGAUCAGAGAUGACUACCAAGAGUGUUUCAAUUGAGGCACCCACCACAGAUGGGUCUUCUGCAACUGAAUACUCCACCCCUCUCACGUCUUCUACAACUCAAGAACUCCCUCAGCCUAGCGCUUCCACCGACCGGCUACUAGCAAUGCUUCCUCCGCCUUGUGCAAGUACCGUCGAUCCCAAAGGUCCUCCACACCCCCCACCUGAAAUCCCAAUGGAGCCUUGCAUGGUCGGCGGGGUGUCACGCAUCGAACAGCUCGAGUACUUGAUCAGGUGGAAGAUCAUGAUCUUCCGUCAGCGACUGGGGGUUCCCUACAUCUUCCGGAGCACGCAGCUGUGGGACAUCGACUGCUGGGAGCAGGACCGUCGCCGCAACUUCUUCGAAAAGAACGGAGAGGAAGCAUACCUUGCCCGCUAUAUCAACAGCGACUACGUCGGACGCGUGGAGUUUCACUAUAUCGCCCCUGAGGAAGUGUACUGA